AUGGCAAUAAGAGAGGCUACUGGAGCUCUCGAGAUGGUGUAUCGCACGAGAAAGGAGAAUGGUUCACACACCGUUGACAACUUCGAUGGGAUUUUCAUGGGGCUCAUGCACAUGUACUCUCCUCCUACAGGAUUCCACUUCGAUCUGCUCGCUUCUGAUCCACCCGUACAAGAUGACCCCAUGGUUGAGGACGUCAACGUCAUGCACAGGUUGGACUCCUUGCGCCAUAUAUGUCUGAAGCAGGCUAAAUCUUACAACCCAGAGAAUGGAGAGCGUGGGAAAAGCCAGAAUAUCAUCUUAACGAUGGGUAUGGAUUUCAACUACCAACAGGCGAAGACUUGGUUUCAAAACAUGGACAAGCUCAUUCACUAUUCGAAGUUAGUAGCCGACCAGCAGUUGAGCGAUCCGAGAAAUAGCAGUCACAUUCUCAACGUUUUCUACAGUAAUCCGAAGAUCUACAUCAAGUCCCGCCAUGCGCAAUAUGAUGGUGGUGUCGGCCUCCCCAUUAAAAACAGCGAUGAGGACUUUUUCCCUUACGGAGAUGGGGAAGUGGAAGUUGUGGACGUGGCCAAGCGCACCGUUGACGCCGUCGACGGCGGUCACGCUUAUUGGACCGGGAUCACUUCCGGGACCAAAGGGCAAACAGCAGCCUGCCCACAAGAGCAACAGCUCAGUGGACAGCCCUCUGCGUCGUCCGCGACAAGUGUUGGCAACGAAAACUACAAGCUGUUUUAUGGAGGAGAUGAGGGCAGUGGGGGACCGUACCGCUUUACUCUGAAGAACUUGAAAGCUGGUUUAGAGGUUAGGUUCAACGUCAUCCUUGGAUACUAUAACAGUUCUACGGGUUCUGGGGAGAACAUUUACGGACGUCCAUACCAAGCUUCGGGGGCCUACAUCUUCCGACCCGAUUGCCCAGAGGCACCGGAUGUUAGAUCGAUUCGAUCCUGCCGACCGGAGAUGGCCAUCACUCCUACUAUACUCAUGGGUCAAGCGGACGAUGGGAGUACCCUGCGGGUGAAUAUUGCUCAACAAUCAUCGGAGGAGGGCUCUGCUCCAGCCCUCAUCGGGAACUUAUCUCUGAGCAUCCCGCCGAAGGAGUCUGCUGUGGUGAUAUCGUGGGAUGUGGCGAUCGACGAUGGCGACGGUGUUGGGAAAGAGGCCGUCCUUCUACUUGAUACCGACAUCAAUAAUCAUGAUGGAGACUUCCUCACGGACAGCAACGGCAGGGACUGGGUACCCCGCAGGGUCAACUACCGCAAGGAUUGGCAGCUGAAUGUUACCGACCCAGUGGCCAUGAACUAUUACCCGAUUAACUCAGGCCUGAGGAUUUCCGAUCAAGUCGGUAAAGGAAGUAACCUUCGGCAGCUCACUCUUGUGCCCGAUCGAGCUCAUGGUGGAGCCUCACUGCUACCAGGCCAACUCGAGAUAAUGAUCCAUAGGAGGAUGCUAUUUGACGAUGGCCGAGGCGUUGGAGAGGCUUUGGAUGAGGUAGACUGUGGAAAGUCAUUGUGCCUGCCUAAAUUGGUAACGGGUGAGACGCGCCUACUGCUGGAGCCCGUUAGAACGUCGACGACCGAAGAAGAGUCCCACGACAACUAUCGAGAGAUGGCUCACCAGGUCCGUUUGCCUCUUCUGCCUAUCUUCGCUCAUGAUGAUCCCAAGAACCCGCCUAAAGCCGAUGAGUGGUCUUCUCUUGGAGGGCUAACAGCUUGCAAGCCUUUGCCUCGAGAGAUCCAAAUUCUAACGCUGGAGCUGUUGCAUGCUAACAAUACUCCUAAGCUCUACUAUGAGAAGGCCUGUGCCCAUCACCGAUGUGCGUUGCUUCGCGUGGCCCAUACCUAUGCUCAGGAGGAGGGAGGAUCUCCCAUCCAACUUGAUCUAGCUGGGAAAGGAACUCUUUUGAAGGACUUUGAACUAGGUCCCGGCUUCGAGGUAACCCUCAACGCGGGAAGAGACAUCAAGACCGCUGAGGAGGAGCGGUUGAAAUGGUCCGUGCAUGGGGUUCAGAGUCGAAGGCCCGUUCAUGAUGAAGGAAGUCACCGAGUUGAUUGGGCAAGCGUGGAGCUUCAGCCUUUGCAGAUCCGGACCUUUAUCGUUACGUUGCUUUUGUGAAGCACACCAUUUUUCUACUCAGUUUGUUGGCAAUAGUAUAUCCAUCCUUCAGGAGGAGUUGAUUUUUCAAGAGCAG
Messenger RNA from Perkinsus marinus ATCC 50983, 2188 nucleotides. Its product is annotated as lysosomal alpha-mannosidase, putative. Gene Ontology annotation, biological process: mannose metabolic process. Gene Ontology annotation, molecular function: alpha-mannosidase activity; carbohydrate binding. Bases 1 to 2112 code for a protein of 703 amino acids. The transcript is spliced from 15 exons. The record is from RefSeq and is a predicted model, not a curated record. Lineage: Eukaryota; Perkinsozoa; Perkinsida; Perkinsidae.